AUGGAGAAGGUUCUGGUCCUCCUGCUCAUUGCCCUCUCGGUGGCCUAUGCGGCUCCCGACCCCCGGGGAAUCAUUAUCAGCCUGGAUGAUGGCGAGCUCUGCAUGAACAGCAUCCAGUGCAAGAGCAAGUGCUGCCACCGAGUGAGCGGGCUGAGCCUGGCCCGCUGUGCUCCCAAGGCCAGCGAGAACAGCGAGUGCUCUGCCAAGACGCUCUACGGAGUUUACUACAAGUGUCCCUGUGAGCGUGGCCUGACCUGUGAGGUGGACAAGACCCUCGUGGGCUCCAUCACCAACACCAACUUUGGCUUGUGCCUCGAUGCCGGACGCGCCAAGCAGUGA
Carlito syrichta (Philippine tarsier) is the source of this 339-nucleotide messenger RNA. It is a transcript of the gene CLPS, whose product is annotated as colipase. Lineage: Eukaryota; Metazoa; Chordata; Mammalia; Primates; Tarsiidae. Bases 1 to 339 code for a protein of 112 amino acids. The transcript has 3 exons. Gene Ontology annotation, molecular function: lipase binding; enzyme activator activity. Gene Ontology annotation, biological process: lipid catabolic process; digestion; response to food. Gene Ontology annotation, cellular component: extracellular region. The record is from RefSeq and is a predicted model, not a curated record.